Molecule: messenger RNA, 1836 nt
Organism: Octopus sinensis (East Asian common octopus)
Lineage: Eukaryota; Metazoa; Mollusca; Cephalopoda; Octopoda; Octopodidae
Product: coiled-coil domain-containing protein 151-like
Exons: 12
Coding region: 154-1803 (549 amino acids)
Biological process (GO): cilium movement; outer dynein arm assembly
Cellular component (GO): cilium
Source: RefSeq, a predicted model, not a curated record
GAAUUAAAGGUGAAAAUUCAACAAAGUUAAGGGACUUGAUUUCUUUCAGUUACUUCCCUUACUGUUAUUUAAGUGUUGCCAAUGAAGCAUACCUUAGAUACCAACGUAAACAUUUGAGAGCACUUGCUGGUGACAGAAAUUAGCGCAACAAAAAUGCCUGAUCUAAGGGAAAUCUCCGUGGACAGGCCUGUAUCUGAAAAGAUAGAAGAGAUGAAAGCAAAGAAAUGCCUUCUUGAUGGUGAUAGAAAAGCUUACAAUGAAAUAUCUCAGCUCACAAUAAAGAGGAACAAAGAGAAAAUAAAGACAUUGAGAAAAGAAAACAAAGAACUUCGUCAAAAACUUCAUGAUUUACACAUGAAAGAUGAAGCUGUGAUUAACAAGGCCUUAAAGGACAAACCAACUGAACGAGCGUCUCUAAAAAACAAAACUGGGCAGGAAGCCAUAACUAUUUUGGAUCAUAAAGUCUCUGAUGGUAUGCGACUUCUCAAUGCUCUAAAACAUCAGGUUGCUGUGAAAGAAAAGCAACUGAGAAAUAUGCAGAUAACAUACAAUGAACAACAGCAAGCAUCUUUCUUAGCAAUAACAACAGAUAAAAAGGAAUCUACAGAAGCUCAGAGAAUAAGAUACUUGGAAAAUAGCUGUGAUAAAGCACAGAUGAAAAUAUAUGAGGCCACACAUCUUACAAGAACAUAUGAAAAAAUUCUUCAAAAACUAAAAGAAGACUCUCUAAAAUGGCCUUUAGUUUUAGAAAACCUUGAGAAGGAAAUCAAACAAAGUUUGAAUGAGCAAGAGGAACUACAAUCUAUGUAUAGAGAUGCUCAACUUUCUAAAGAAAAUGCCUUGAAAGUUCUGAAGAAACAUGAGGAUAUGAUUUCUCAUGAAAGGAAGAAACGAGAAAUACAGCUGCAAGAACUUAAGAAAGAAGCUGAAGAAAAGAGGAUGCUUCAUGAUAGAAUAGAGCGGCGAUUUAAUGCCCAACGUCCAUCCUUCCAACAACAAGAUGAAACUGCAUCAGGAGAAAAACAAGUUUUAUCUGGAGAAGAGCAACAACAAAAGAUCAGUACAUAUGAAGAAGCUUUUAGACGCAUCAAGGAGGCUACUGGUGUAUCUGAUACGAUGGAAGUUGUAAGUCGAUUUGAAAACCAAGGAGCAACAACAGCUCAUUUAGAAGAGCUGAAGCAAGAAAAUGAAAAACAAAUUUCUCUUCUGAGAGAGGAAAAGGUAAAACUUCAAAAGACAUUUGAAGAAAUGAAAUAUACAGGAGAAACCAAAUUGUCAAGAGGACAAAGAAUGCUUGAAGAAUUCCAAGAGAAAUUACAGGAAGAAGAAACUAGUAGGGCUGAAAUUGAAAAUAAACUGGAGAAAAUGUCUAAAAUCUUAUUGCAAGUCAAAUCUGGUAUUGACCAUCUUGCUGAUAGACUCUCUCAUCUAAAAACACCAAAAGGGUACACAGCAUCAACAAAGCUUUCCCCUUCUUCAAAUGAGUAUGUCCUUGAUCAAUUAGCUUUAUGUGAAGAGAAACUGCUGAAGCUCAUGGAUGACUUUCAUGAUGUGGACUUGGAGAAAGUUCAAAAACAAAUGGAAGAUGAGGAGUUCCAUAUCAAUAUUGAAAGCAGACUUCCUGCAUAUAAUACACGUGUUAAGCUUUCCACACAACUUGAAAACAUCUAUGCUGAGAGCGAAAGUAGCCGAGAGGAUGAACCAGAAGUCUUGAGCAGAAGUGCCAUAAAGAAAAUAUCUCAAAGUAUAAUUGAUGCUAAGAUGAAAAAAGACAUGCCAAGAAGAAGGAAGAAAACUAAAUAAGUAGUUUAAGAAAUCUAACAAUUAAAUACAGCU